Molecule: messenger RNA, 390 nt
Organism: Colletotrichum chrysophilum
Lineage: Eukaryota; Fungi; Ascomycota; Sordariomycetes; Glomerellales; Glomerellaceae
Exons: 2
Coding region: 1-390 (129 amino acids)
Source: RefSeq, a predicted model, not a curated record
AUGACCAGACGAAACAUCAGUUCGGGCUCGGCCUUUGAGGCACAAAUCGGCUACUCCCGCGCCGUAGUGUCGGGCGACCUCAUCUUUGUGUCCGGGACGACGGGGUACAACUAUGAGACUGGAGUCAUCUCGCCCAACAUCGUCGAGCAAACCGAGCAAACAAUGGAGAACAUCGCUGCCGCUCUCGCUGCGGCCGGCGCGGAGAUGAAGGACGUUGUCCGCGUACAUUACAUCUUGCCCGACCGCAACGACUUUCAGAUGACUUGGCCUGUUCUGCAGAAGUGGUUCGCCGAUGUGCGCCCGGCUGCCACCAUGAUUCAAGCCGGUCUGAUGGAGGAAGCCAUGAGGAUUGAGAUUGAAGUCACGGCCAAGAAGGAGUCGGCAGCUUGA